Messenger RNA from Galeopterus variegatus (Sunda flying lemur), 750 nucleotides. RefSeq names its product solute carrier organic anion transporter family member 4A1-like. The transcript has 5 exons. Gene Ontology annotation, biological process: sodium-independent organic anion transport; transmembrane transport. Lineage: Eukaryota; Metazoa; Chordata; Mammalia; Dermoptera; Cynocephalidae. Gene Ontology annotation, cellular component: membrane. The record is from RefSeq and is a predicted model, not a curated record. The annotation marks the transcript as partial. Gene Ontology annotation, molecular function: protein binding.
CCUCCUGCCCCAGCCUGAGGGCCUAGAACUCACGGCCGCCUGCAAUGCAGCCUGUGGCUGCCAGCUGGAGCACUACAACCCCGUGUGCGGCUCUGACGGCGUCCUGUACUUCUCGCCCUGCCACGCAGGGUGCCCUGCGACAGCCGAGACUAGCCCAGGUGGCCGGAAGGUCUACCGAAACUGUAGCUGCGUCUCUCAGAACUUUUCCUCUGGUUUUGGCCACGCUACUGCAGGGAAAUGUACCUCAGCUUGUCAGACAAAGCCCCUCCUUCUGGUUUUCGUAUUCGUUGUUAUUUUCUUCACAUUCCUCAGCAGCAUUCCUGCGCUCACAGCAACUUUACGGUGUGUCUCUGACCAGCAGAGAUCCUUCGCCCUGGGAAUCCAGUGGAUCGUAGUUAGAACACUAGGGGGCAUCCCCGGGCCCAUCGCCUUCGGCUGGGUGAUUGACAAGGCGUGCCUUCUGUGGCAGAACCAGUGCGGCCACCAGGGUUCCUGCUUUGUGUAUCAGAACGCGGCCAUGAGCCGGUACAUGCUCAUUGCGGGGCUCGUGUACAAGGUGCUGGGCUUCCUCUUCUUUGCCAUUGCCUGCUUCCAGUACAAGCCCCCAUCGGGGUCUUCGGACGGCUCAGAAGAUUCUCUGCCCAGCCAGUCCUCAGCCUCCAACAACGCCAUGGACCUCCAGCUCCAGAGCAACAUCUGAGCCCUUCCCCACCCCCGGGGACACAGCAGCCACUGAGCAUCCCCUGAGAG